AUGCUCCGCGGCCUAUACCAGGAUGGCAAGGAGCGAAUCGCCGAGCUCAACACCAAGGAGGAAGACUCCAAGAAGGCCUUCACUGAGAAGGAGGCGGCUCACGAGAAGAAGCUCGCCUCCAUCAAAGAGAAGUUGGAGACAAAGAAAAUCUCCAACGAGUUCUACGAGAGCGAAGUCAAGGAUGAGAAGCGGAUAUGGACGUACUGGUCAAAAGUGCGCGAGAGGCAGCACAGGCAGUAUCUGUCGGCGUUGAGACUCCAGCACGCCACGAUGAAGAAGGUGCACAACAUGAUUGAGCUCUACGAGAAAGCUCUUUCUUCAAAAGGUAGCACGUCUGACUUGAAAGAGGACUUGCAGAAGGUGAUGGCCACCAUGCACGGUGGCGCACCUGGCCAUUUGGUGCUGAUGCAAGAUGAGCUGAAGGCCACCCAAUAG
This is a messenger RNA of Symbiodinium sp. CCMP2592, 435 nucleotides long. The record is from the annotation of a GenBank genome assembly. Lineage: Eukaryota; Dinophyceae; Suessiales; Symbiodiniaceae.